Molecule: messenger RNA, 1051 nt
Organism: Suillus bovinus
Lineage: Eukaryota; Fungi; Basidiomycota; Agaricomycetes; Boletales; Suillaceae
Exons: 4
Coding region: 1-834 (277 amino acids)
Biological process (GO): RNA methylation; piRNA processing; siRNA processing
Cellular component (GO): cytoplasm; nucleus
Molecular function (GO): O-methyltransferase activity; RNA methyltransferase activity
Source: RefSeq, a predicted model, not a curated record
AUGCACAUCACCAGCCUCGAUAUCUCAUUUCACGCACUUGCAUCCGUGACCGAGAACGCCUUCCUCGCUGUUGCAAACGCAUCAUACGUUCGAUGGGAACCCCUCGAAGUAAACGGCAGGCUCGACAUCCUCAACCCAGCUUCUGUCAAUGCAGAACGUAUCGUCGCAACAGAGGUGCAUAUCUAUUCUAUUCUGUGCUAUCAUCGUUUUUUUUCUUCUAAGACCUUCAUUUCAUGCGUUGAACACCUCCCAAAACUUGCUCCUCGUGACGACCCCUUCUUACGGCUUCGACGCGUGUUUAGCCCUCCUGGCUUGACGAACACCACCACUGGCUUCCCAGAUCCUACGAAACGCACAGAUAGGGUGUUUAGGCACGACCACCAAUUUGAAUGGACAGUCGAGGAGUUCCAGGAGUGGUGCGCAGGCAUCGCGCAGGAAUGGGGAUACGACGUGGAUACGACGACUACUGGCCGUGCACAUGGGAAAGAUAGGUGGGGCCGGAAUGAAGAACUUGUGGGUCCGAACCAGGUUGCUGUGUUUAAGCAUCUUGAAGGCGAAGCUUGGGCUACGACGCGCGAAGAAAAGAGCACCCAGAUGAAAGAAAGAAACCGAGGGUCGGUCGAGGAGAUCGCCAACGCUGUAUCGGACAAGUUCGAAGAAUGGGACGAGGCUGAAGAAGAGGACAUCAGAGUGGGGCUCCAGAAGAACCGGCUAAUGAUUUGUUUGGGGAAGUCGUGCAAUCAAAAGAAUAUCGUUCUGAUGAUGACCUGGGAUUCCACUGUGGAAGUGGUCUGUACUCUUCAGACUCUGGCGUUGAUCUUUUGUGGGACAUGAGGAAAGACGACAGGGAAGGAGUCUGCUUGGACGUGCGAGUCUUGUGAAGACGACGUAGUUGACUGAAGCGGUGGAACUCUUUGUCUGGGUCCUUGAUAUUCGGCAUUUCUCGUUCCUCGACCUUUCCAUUCAGCACACCGCUUUCCUGAGCUAACACGGUAAAAAUAUCCAAGAUAUGGUUGAAAUAUUGAAAAUGCCAGGACCUAAUAUACAGCAG